Molecule: messenger RNA, 369 nt
Organism: Penicillium soppii
Lineage: Eukaryota; Fungi; Ascomycota; Eurotiomycetes; Eurotiales; Aspergillaceae
Exons: 1
Coding region: 1-369 (122 amino acids)
Source: RefSeq, a predicted model, not a curated record
AUGUCAAUGUCCCAGAUGCAGAGCAUGUUCUUCUACGACGGCGAGCUAAUCCCCGAGCCGGAGUACGACCCGCGACAAGUCAACAACUGGGUCAAUGUCUUCGUCGAACGUAAGGAUGAGGACUUAACCGACGAGGCACUGAUGCGUCUGGUGGGCAUUCGAAUCAGAACCGGAGACAACACCAUCUCUGUUUACCCUUCGCAUCACACUCGUGCUCUGUGCAUGUCUAUCAAGGUGCCCGGAGAGUACCAUUCCAACAAAGCUUCCAUCUUUGCUGCUGCUGAGCUGCAGGCCGAUUACUAUCGUCAGGAGAUUCAGGCGGGGCGGGUGCGCAUUAAUCGAGACUUGCUCUUCCGUCUCCAGGACUGA